GGAGCUCAGUCUCCAUAGCCCCCUGGGGAGUACUGGGGUGGAGAGAGGCAGGUGGGGAGGAAAAUGCUAAGGAGAAGUUUGGAAGCUUUGAACUGGUCAGACGACUUUGGGAAACCUGGCAGCAAGAGCCAAGAAGGGAGAGGAGAAGAUAGGCAGACAGAGGAACAGCUGGGGACUGGAGAAGCUGACGACGGAUUCACGGCUGUGGGAUGAAGCUGCUGCCCAGGUGGAGAGCACUGCUGCCUGUGGGUCCUUGGAACAGGGCCUGGCCGUGGGCACAGCAACCCAGAAGAACCGCUCACACCUGUGCCCCAAAGAUGAGGGCCCAGGAGGACCCCGAGGGCCAGACACAGCAUGAGUCCCUGGGCUCAGCAGGGACCUCCACGAGGGAUCCCACGAUGUCCCUGCCUACAGAACCCAAGUUUGACAUGUUGUACAAGAUUGAGGAUGUGCCACCCUGGUACCUGUGCAUUCUGCUGGGCUUCCAGCAUUACUUGACAUGCUUCAGUGGCACCAUUGCUGUGCCCUUCCUCCUGGCUGAGGCACUGUGUGUGGGCCGCGACCAGUACAUGGUCAGCCAACUCAUCGGUACUAUCUUCACCUGCGUGGGCAUCACCACCCUCAUCCAGACCACACUGGGCAUCCGGCUGCCGCUGUUCCAGGCCAGCGCCUUUGCAUUUCUGGUCCCAGCGAAAGCCAUCCUGGGCCUGGAGAGAUGGAAAUGCCCCCCAGAAGAGGAGAUCUACGGUAACUGGAGUCUUCCCCUGAACACUUCUCAUAUCUGGCACCCACGGAUACGUGAGGUCCAGGGUGCAAUCAUGGUAUCCAGCAUGGUGGAGGUGGUGAUCGGGCUGAUGGGGCUGCCUGGGGCCCUGCUCAGCUACAUAGGGCCUCUCACGGUCACCCCCACAGUCUCCCUCAUUGGCCUCUCUGUCUUCCAAGCUGCUGGCGACCGAGCUGGCUCCCACUGGGGCAUCUCAGCUUGUUCCAUUCUCCUGAUCGUCCUCUUCUCCCAGUACCUGCGUAACCUCACCUUCCUGCUGCCUGUCUACCGUUGGGGCAAAGGCCUCACUCUCUUCCGCAUCCAGAUCUUCAAGAUGUUUCCUAUUGUGCUGGCCAUCAUGACCGUGUGGCUGCUCUGCUAUAUCCUGACCCUGACGAAUGUGCUGCCCUCAGACCCCACAGCUUAUGGAUUCCAGGCACGAACGGACGCCCGAGGGGACAUCAUGGCUAUUGCGCCCUGGAUCCGCAUCCCCUACCCCUGUCAGUGGGGCCUGCCCACAGUGACUGCGGCUGCUGUCCUGGGAAUGUUCAGUGCCACAUUGGCCGGCAUCAUUGAGUCCAUCGGAGAUUACUAUGCUUGUGCCCGCCUGGCUGGUGCACCACCCCCUCCAGUACAUGCUAUUAACAGGGGCAUCUUCACGGAAGGCAUCUGCUGCAUUAUCGCAGGUCUGCUGGGCACAGGCAACGGGUCCACCUCGUCUAGCCCCAACAUUGGCGUUCUAGGGAUUACCAAGGUGGGCAGCCGGCGCGUGGUGCAAUACGGUGCGGGCAUCAUGCUAGUCCUGGGCACUGUUGGCAAAUUCACCGCCCUUUUUGCCUCGCUCCCUGACCCCAUCCUGGGGGGCAUGUUCUGCACCCUUUUCGGCAUGAUUACGGCUGUGGGGCUAUCCAACUUGCAGUUCGUGGACAUGAACUCCUCUCGCAACCUGUUCGUGCUUGGAUUUUCCAUGUUCUUCGGGCUCACGCUGCCCAAUUACCUGGAGUCCAACCCCGGCGUCAUCAACACAGGCAUUCCUGAAGUGGACCAGAUUCUGACUGUGCUGCUGACCACAGAGAUGUUUGUGGGUGGGUGCCUCGCUUUCAUACUGGACAACACAGUGCCAGGGAGCCCAGAGGAACGAGGUCUAAUACAGUGGAAAGCUGGGGCCCAUGCCAACAGUGAGAUGUCUACCAGCCUCAAGAGCUAUGACUUCCCCAUUGGGAUGAGCAUGGUAAAGAGGAUUGCCUUUCUGAAAUACAUUCCUAUCUGCCCAGUCUUCAGAGGAUUUUCAAGGUCAAAAGCCCAGCAUCCAGUUCCAGAAGACACUCCAGAUAAUAUACAUACUGGGUCUGCGUGCACCAAAGUCUGAAAAAUUACUUCUAGGAAAGGAAGCAAGUUUUGUAAAAGGAAAAGAAAACUACAUGGGGAAUGAGAAGACCCUAAGAUGGAAUUCCAGCUCUGCUCUAAACUAACUUCUAUGAAAGCCUGGAUAAGUCACUCUCUUUGGAACCCUAUUUCUGCAUCAGUUGGAGGAAGAAUGGGCCAAAGUCUCUAAGAGCUAGUAUUCCAGAUCUCUAAAUCUUGACUUUCCUAAGCAGACAUGUCAGACAUUCCACAAUAGGUGGAAAUCUGCCUCCACCAUAGUUGAUAAAGAUGAAAAGAAAUCAAAUUGUAUUACAGGGCCUGAAAUGUCAGAAUACUGGUAGGCUUUCAGAUUGAAUAUGAUCCCCCUAUGCCACUUACUUCAUGACCUAAGUAUAUUAAAUAACAUCUUGAAGCAACAA
Leopardus geoffroyi (Geoffroy's cat) is the source of this 2547-nucleotide messenger RNA. RefSeq names its product solute carrier family 23 member 1 (gene SLC23A1). NCBI's taxonomy places the organism in Eukaryota, Metazoa, Chordata, Mammalia, Carnivora, Felidae. The coding region runs from base 210 to 2132 and encodes 640 amino acids. The record is from RefSeq and is a predicted model, not a curated record. Gene Ontology annotation, molecular function: transmembrane transporter activity. The transcript has 16 exons. Gene Ontology annotation, cellular component: membrane. Gene Ontology annotation, biological process: transmembrane transport.